Messenger RNA from Strigops habroptila (Kakapo), 6833 nucleotides. RefSeq lists its product as uncharacterized. The transcript has 9 exons. The record is from RefSeq and is a predicted model, not a curated record. Gene Ontology annotation, molecular function: guanyl-nucleotide exchange factor activity. Lineage: Eukaryota; Metazoa; Chordata; Aves; Psittaciformes; Psittacidae. Gene Ontology annotation, biological process: positive regulation of Rho protein signal transduction. Bases 2433 to 5948 code for a protein of 1171 amino acids.
CCAGAAGGGAGUCACUGCACCGUGCCAGGGCAGACCUGGGAGAUGUUCUCAGAUGCUAGUUACUGUAGCCAGCUUGGAGCCUGGGCCAAACAAAAGAGAUCCCUGAGCAAACCUCCUGCCCCUUUCACUCACAGGUGAGAGGGAUUUGGCACAGCUUGGCUCAUCUUCUUUUUGGGUCUUCCUGCUGGCAAUUUAUUUCCCUGCAAUUCCUUCUGGGAUAAAAUACCCCUGCCUGAAUAAUGAGAACAGAUGUAGAUAGCUGAACAGAAGCCAUCUCCAGCCUGCUACCAGUAAAGCUAUACAGGAGCGUUCCUGCUGCAGCUUCAGCAGCAGCAAACAAUCUGGAAAACAAAAUCCUCUGAUGGAUAUGGAUAAAAAAGAAGGGAUGGUGACUGUUCUUCUGCUGAAGGUGCCACCAGAGUCAUGGAGCAGGAAGAAGGCAGCAAAGGAACAACAAUAAAAAAGUCACUCUGCCCUCCUGGAGCUGGAGAGAAAGCAGUGUGCUCCGCUGGCUCUUGCAAUGGAGGAAAAUUCCUGUUCAUGCAGACAGAUACUUUUUUUUCCCUCAGCUUUAGCUGUAACUGGACUCUGCAGACAACAGGACGCUCAUCUCCAGCAGAGACACAGGCAUGCGCUUGAGACUAUGCUGCUAAAUCCAAGGGCGUCUCCUGGCCUUUCAGACUGGCUGUAACAGGAGCUCUGAGCUGCCGACAGGAGAUAGCCCCGAUGCUAUUUCACUGCUCACCUCCCAGUCUUCUACUGCUGAUUUCCAUGGAAGCAGAAACUGGUACUGACAUCUGCUCUCCACCACAGAGUGUCACAUACAUCACGUACAAGGAGAAAUGAAAGCUUUCUCCAAGAAGAGAAACUGGGGCUACUUGUAAAUUAGCAUGCAUCUCAAAAGGAGGCAGCUCUUUGUAGAGGGAGCUGCAAAGAUCGUCGCAAUCGGUCUCACGGUUCUUCUUCGAGCACAGUAAUGCAGGGUCAUCCUCCAGGCAUCCUUGCACACAGUGAAAAACUUGUUAACAAAGAGAUUAUUUACUAAACAAAUGCUAUAAGGGCCCAGAUUUACCGAGACAAUUACAGGACGAGCACCUCCCGCCCACUCUCCCCUGCCCUCCCUUGAAGGCAGGGCUGGGGAUGCUCACACUGCCUUCUGAGGACAAGGUGGCAACAUCCAGAACUGCUGUCAGGAUACCGCAGCCCUGGCAAUUCUUCCCAGCUGUGCUGGAGAACUCCUCUGUGACCUUGAGCACAUUCUGUCUCUGCCUCUGUCCUUCCUCUUUCAGCUGAGGCUUACUGAGGAGGUUUUGUAUGGUGCCUUUGUAAUUUAAGAGCCUCAGUGGAGGAUGCUGUGUGAGCCCAGUGCCACUGACAUCCCUUUCUACGAAGGUGAAAUGGGAGUUUGACAGGCCCCAGAAAGAAAACACAUUUGUAUAAUCAGAUGUUGGACACACAGAAAGAGCUUAGGGUUGCCAUGCUGUUUAUUUAUUUCUGAAUUCAGUUUUUCUCUGCAGAAUUUAGUUCUUCUGUAUUUAAUGAUGUCCUCAAACAGAAACAAUGUCUUUACCUACACUUGAUCACUUAAUAAAACCCGUGAAAGGCAGCAAGUCUUAUCAAGGAAACUUCAUGUGACAUGUCUCAUCAAUCCAGAGCCUGCCUGCUCGGAACAAGAUGAACAUACACACAUCCAAGAUGGAUAAUAAGACGCAGCUCAGUCCAGCAUUACAUGAUAGAGCCAGUGAACUGCAAUACUUAAUCCUAGAAACAAUCAAAGCAACCACUGAGUUUGCCAAGUCCUUGCUGUCUGAAGGGGAAGAGGCAUCCAAGUUGGCACUGCUGCUCCUAAAAUGAACUACAAAUCAAAGAGUUGCAAAUGCAGGAUACAAGUCAUUUCCACGCUCAGGAACGGGGAAAAAGGGAGGCAUUACCAUUGCCUUGGCUUUAUUCUGUGAGCAGCUCCACUGGUUUCAGUGAAUCUGCCCAUCAUGUGUAAAACCUGUGAGCGCUGGGACGGGAAGAUAGUCACCAAAGUCACCAGAGCCAUGUCUGCUGAAGGAAGAAAGAACGUGCAAUCUUUGACCAGGUACUAGGGGCUUCGAGGUGCUCAGUCUAAGGAAAAGCUACUGGAUAUGGAAAAUGAGGGAUGCCAAGCACGAUCAUUUAUAACCUAUGAUCACAGAAAGUCCUGAUCCUCAUGUUUCACCUGUGGGCUCCUCCAGAGCCGUGAAGAAGGGGGAACUCCAGCCCCACCACAAGAAGACUGGGUCUUCUACGCAUGGCGACUCAACCCAUGUGAGAGCUCUCUUGAGAACCCAGCAGCACACUUUGCUGUCUGUGGUCUGUGGACAUUGACUGGCAUCUAAGCAACACCCCAGCUCCCUCCUCUCCCCCUAGACGCCACUGUCUUAGAGCCUCCAUGUGCAUUUGCUAUGACAUACAUCAGUGUUGAUGAGAGACAGGAACACUGCCGGGUGAUCUUGAGCUGCCAAAAUAAUCAGCUUUAUGCACAACAUGGCCUAAAGGACUUUUCAGUUGACAGCAUGCAUCCACUAAAGAACCUAGACACUCAUAUUUUUUCUGGGGACUUCCACACUCUAGACUACUGCCACACAGGCAAGGCACCUUUGGCCAGUCCUGUGGAAAACCGGAUGUAUCGGAGCGUGGAGAACCUUCAGUGGGCAACACUUGCUGACUCUGGGCUGUAUUCUCACUGCCGGAGCCUGGAUAACGAGAUCAGUUUUCGCUACAGAGGCACCAGUCAGCGGACAGAAGGUUGUGUGGAUGUGGCCCCAGUGCAGAGCACAUCAGACUCUCUGAGGAACCUUUCUCUCGGUGCUAAACAGACAUCUCAAUCAGCACAGAAUGUGCUCCUCCCUCCCUUUGCCAGAGUGCCUCAGUGGCUCUUCCCUUCUGCAGGGGAAAGAGCCCUACAUGGGGAUGCCAAAAAAGAGCUGAAGGAGAAGCUGAGGCUACACAGCAGUAAGGUGGCAGAGCCCUGUAAGCCAGUGCGCCCGCAAGUGGCCCUGCCUGACCUGAUGGCCCGGGAGUUUUUUGCAUGCCAGAUGUGCCAGCAGUGCAAGAACGGUUGUGCUGUCAACUGCUGCACAGUUUUGGUGGAACACACUGCUCUCAGGCACAACCUCACAGGGAGGCAGAGACCGUGUUUUGCACACAGGAUUGUCAGUCCAGAAGACAUCAAGCAGGAGGCUCAGAGGAGGCUUCAGCUCCGAAGGCAGAACAGCUCCCCCAAUUUGCCCCUUCAGCAUGCCAGGGAAAUCCAUGAGAUGGCCAAAUCCAGAACAGCAGAAACCAUGGAACAAUAUAGUGAGGAAACAGAUGUCAAAGGUACACUGGAACAAAGCAAGAAAGGCCUCUGCAAAGGGAGGCUUUACAUACCCACCUUUGAGGAAUUCAAGCAAAUGAGAAGUAAAGAGGCAAAUUCAUCUGUCAGCGGCAGUGGGCCAAUAGAUUGCUUGAAUAAGGGUCUGCUUGCAAACCAGAGCCUGAAGGAGGAGAGCAGUGAGAACGUCUGUCCAGAAGUUCUGGGGGCCAAAGCUGUGAAUGAAGCUGCUGUCACAGCAGAGGAUGACGAUGAUGUGUUCCAUGAAAACCACACCUCUGCUGGCUUUUCCCAAUAUCCAAACACAUGGGAUGAUUUCAGGAUGAGCAGCCCUGAUGUGAAGGAUGGAGACUUCCAAAUCUGCAGCCCAGAUAGAUCACCGGUCCCCAUUUGCUCUAGCCCUAUUCCACGAUCACCUUUACAGGCAGUAGCGAUACACAGAGCUGGGCAGGAGAUCUUCAGUGAUGAGCAGCAGAAAGGAGAAACAAGACAAUUAAAUGAUGUCCUCCACCUUGCAGGGCAGUCGCUGGCUUCUGAAGCCCAGUCCUCUUGCUGUUCAUCGCUGCUGUUAGAAGCCACAGACUUGUCCAGCUAUGGAGCUAAGCUACAAAAAAUGAAGGAUGAAUUCAUAGGUUCAGCCUUGGAACUUAUUAAGAAAAGCUGCAAUGCUGAGACUGCCAGCAAAUCCCCCUCCAAGGGACAGUGUGAUCUGAGGGAAGCUGAUCUCCCACCUCCUGAGGACAGCCAACAGCCCACAGCGAUGUCCAUGGCAACAGAGACCUGGGAGGACAAGCCAAGCAAUGAGACAUCCAGCGAUACUCCACCUGCAGGGAACACCCCCAGUUCCAGCUGCCGCCGGUCCAGCUCUGACAUUGUCCAUGAGAGCGCAGAUGGUGCCAAGGCGCAGCGGGAGUGCCGGCUGCGGCCGCACUUUAGUGACCCCAUGCCAACAGACUCGGUGAAGAGGAAGCAGCUGGAGCUGAAGAUUGCAGCUGCAGCACGGCAGCAUGCACAGAAGCGCCGGCAGCAGCGAGACUAUGGUCCAGUGGUAGCAAAAGCCAACCUUGGCCAUGGUGGCAGCUUUGAUGAGACCCGCUGCGCCCCACGUGGGUCCCUUCGCUCCAGACAUCAUUGGAGUAACGUCAGCAGCCUGAGCACAGACAGCGGGAUUGUUGGCAUGAAUGAUGUCCGGGAUGACCAGGAUCCCAGUGAGGCCACCCGGACCAAGUCAGCAGAUGUGGAGAGGGCAGAUAGUGGCAUUGGCCAGACACCAGCCAGAAAGUGGAGGAGCAGGGCAUCCGAAAUGCUGAGCUCCCUGCAGGCCUGGGAAGCACACCGUCCCUGCACUGACUGUGGAGAAAGGGACCUCCCAGUGGAGACAGACAUGCAGAACUGCAAUCAGAGGCGGGCUGACCUCUGCGAGAAGUGCCGCAAACGCAGGACGGAGCGCAAGGAGUCUGUGCUGGAGUUUGUCAACACAGAGGCCAGCUAUGGAGAGGACCUGCGCAUCAUCAAAGAGGAGUUCUACCUCCCCAUGCAGGCGGCUGGGCUGCUAAGCCAGGAGCAGCUCCUAGGCAUCUUCAGCAACAUCCAGGAGCUCAUUGACCUCAACGAGAGCUUCCUGGAGAUACUUCAGGAAGAGAUCGAUCAGGCCUUUGACCAGGGUGAUGAUGACCUGAUGACCGUGUGCAUCGGUGAAAUAUUUCUAGAGUUCGUCAACAUGCUGCCAGCCUUUCAGACCUACUGUCUUCAGCAGUCCUCCUCCGUGAAUAUGCUCAACGCUCUGGAGAAGGAGAAAGAGCUCCUCAGAAUAUUCCUCAAUGUCUCCCAGAACGACAACACAGCACUGCGGCGGAUGAACUUGAGGUCCUUCCUGAUGGCCCCGUUGCAAAGAGUCACCAAGUACCCACUGCUGCUCAGCAGAAUCAUCAAGGCCACCACCGAAUACCACCCGGAUCAUAGCAGCCUGCGGGAGGCCAAGAGCCGCAUCGAGUCUCACCUGGAGCACAUCAACAUGAAAACCAAGCAGGAGGGGAACACGUGGACCCUCCGAUCUUUUCGCCAGGACAGCAAGAAGAAGAGGGAAGUCAUCAACAUUGAGAUGAGAGAAACUGCCCUCAAAACUGUAGGUUGGCUGCGGGAGGAAACGCGGUUUGUGAUGGAGGGGUCUCUGCAGCUGGCCCAGCCCCCCGAUGGCCAGUGGGUGAAGAAAGGCAGCAAGACCCUGAAGUUCCAGAACAUGCAGGUCCUCCUCCUGGUGAACAUGAAGCGUGUGUCAGAGUCUAGCCUGGAGUCAGCUGAGCCAGGGCCCGUGAAGGAUGCUGUGCUGGUACUCAUCAGGGACAAAAAUAACGGGAAGUUCCAUUUGCUCAGGGAGCCCUUGAGGCUGAGUAAUUGCAUCGUGUCCACUGACCCCGACUGCGACGACACUUUUGAACUCAUUGAGAUCAGGCGGGAGGCAUUUGUUUUCCGGGACAGUGACCGGGCACGGACUCACCACUGGUUCAGGCAGAUCCGGCGGUACUCGAGGGAGCUGGGCUCCUGGAAGAAGCGGCGCAAUGCGCUGCCCAACAUCAUGAUCAGCACCCCUCACACCAGGCCCUGAGUCCUGCGUGGGCAGCAAGCAGGGAGACUCGGCUUGACCAGUGCCACGUGCAAGGACCACCAAGAGCCUUGCUGGCUUGAGCCUGCUCUGCUCCAUAGACAACACAGGGAGGAGCCUGGCCCAUGCGGACUCUUAGCAGCACUGGAAGCAAGCAUCACAGCCUGUCUGGUCUCCCAGCCUCUGGACUCACAACCUGUUUGUUAUUAAUAUACAUACAGAGAUGGGCUUCCCUCGAGGAGCAGAUCUCUGGAGGAAAAUACUGAGUUUAACUUGUUAAUAUCGCACUGCAGAAUGAUGUAUGAUGCUUGCCAUUGCAUGGAUUGUGUUGAAAGCCAGUCUUGACAACAUGAGAGAGGUUUCCAUUGACUGUAUUUCAUCAGCAUUAGGUAAAGUCAGGGUCAAAAUUAGGUGCAGUAUUAUGCAACAGAGGAUGCAAGUUGGUUUUCUACUGCUACUCCUAAGGACUGUAUUUCAUUAUUCACCUCUGUAUAUUCAGUCAAAAUACUUGUUGAAAAAAAGGCCUUUCGUCUUUAAUCCAAAUCAAGUAGGUAUCAAUUUGCUCAGAUUCAGCUGCAUGCACACAGGAAAAAAAAAGCAAACAAGACUAAAAGGAGUUCUUGCUCUCUGACACAUGCACCCCAAGUGUGUGUAGAACCUGUGAAAGAGCACUAUACCCCCAUUGAAAGCCUGAUAUUUAACUGGUUUAGGGACUGUAACAUAACACUGCAUCUGAAAUAGAAGUCUGUAAAUAUAGCUCUGCUACCACUAAUAAUGAAUUUAAAAGUUUGCCAUUAUUUAAAUGAUGUAAUCUAGUGUAUUUCAAAAUUGUAUUUCAAAGGAACAAUUUACAUUGUACUGUAGAGUAAUAUAAAAGGUUUUAUUAAU